GCCGCCGCCGCUUCUACCAUCGGUCUCCCGCCUCCGAGCGCCCCCGGAGUUUGGUCUCUCGGGGCUCCCCCUGCCACGCGCGAGGAGCACGGGCCGCGGCCGCUCGCCGCCACCGCCCCGGAGGCUCGAGCCUGGGCGGCGGCUUCCGCGCGCGCCCGCGGGUGCCGGGCCGAGGCGGGCGCCCGGGAGCGCCGUGCGCACGCGCGCCACCCGGGCCCUCGGCGCCUGCGCACUCGCGCCGCCGCGGGCGCCAUGAAAAUGCUGCGCCGGGCGUGGCGGCCGCGGACGGCGCUCCUGGGCGGGCUGGCGCUGUGCGGCGCGGCGCUGCUCUACCUGGCGCGCUGCGGGGCCGACGGCCCGCGCCCCCCGCCCGCCGCCGCCGCCGCCCCGGGCCCCGCCGCGCGCGCGCUCCUGGCCGUGCUGGUGGCCUCGGCGCCGCGGGCGGCCGAGCGGCGCGGCGUGGUCCGCGGGACGUGGCUGGCGCCCGCGCGGCGCGGGGCCCCGGGGGACGUGUGGGCGCGCUUCGUCGUGGGCACGGGCGGCCUGGGCGCCGAGGAGCGGCGCGCCCUGGAGCGCGAGCAGGCGCGCCACGGGGACCUGCUGCUGCUGCCCGCGCUGCGCGACUCGUACGAGAACCUGACGGCCAAGGUGCUGGCCAUGCUGGCCUGGCUCGACGAGCACGUGGCCUUCGAGUUCGUGCUCAAGGCGGACGACGACACGUUCGCGCGGCUGGACGCGCUGCUGGCCGAGCUGCGCGCCCGCGACCCGCCGCGCCGCCGCCGCCUCUACUGGGGCUUCUUCUCGGGCCGCGGCCGCGUCAAGCCGGGCGGCCGCUGGCGCGAGGGCGCCUGGCAGCUGUGCGACCACUACCUGCCCUACGCGCUGGGCGGCGGCUACGUGCUCUCGGCCGACCUGGUGCACUACCUGCGCCUCAGCCGCGAGUACCUGCGAGCGUGGCACAGCGAGGACGUGUCGCUGGGCGCCUGGCUGGCGCCCGUGGACGUGCAGCGCGAGCACGACCCGCGCUUCGACACCGAGUACAAGUCUCGCGGCUGCAGCAACCAGUAUCUGGUGACGCACAAGCAGAGCCUGGAGGACAUGCUGGAGAAGCACCGGACGCUGGCGCGCGAGGGCCGCCUCUGCAGGGAGGAGGUGCAGCUGCGCCUCUCGUACGUCUACGACUGGUCGGCGCCGCCCUCGCAGUGCUGCCAGAGGAAGGAGGGCAUCCCCUGAGCCACCGCUGGUCCGGCGCGAGGGGACAGCCCUCGGUGCCGGGGGACUGCGCAUCGGCACUGGACAGUAGAGUCCCUGGAUGGGGGGGGCAACGAUGUCAGUGAGGGUGGUUUAGGGGCUUGUGAGUGACACACCGAGGCGGUGAAGGAGGUGCUUGGGUGGCCUCCCGCUGGCCUGGCGCCCAGAAGCUGAUGGCUGCAGCCUCGGGUUCAGCUUCACCCAGCUAUGUCAGCUGCCAAGCAGCACCCAGGCCCCCUGUGAUUGCUGCCAGGGGCACGCACCAAGGGACAGGGUCUCGUCACCCGUCUCUUCCCGGGUCUGGGAGACCCCUGUUGGUUACCGGGCAGCACAUCAAGCUCACGUAGAAACGUCCCGCCCCUGGAACUCACACUGCGUGAGCGGCAAUGACGGCAGAACUCCCCCCCUGGCCGUCCCUGGGUGCCUGUCCUGUUGUCCCAUCUCGGGGCAGGGAGCCGGGGACAGAGCCGGCAGCACCUGCACGGAAGGAGGCCCACGUGGGAGCCCACCUGCCGACCCCCCGUGUGCCGCAGUCGGAGCGGCCUUUGCCCCAACUGCUGUUUGGUUACCUUCUUUUACAUUUCAAGUCAGUGUUACUUGUCGUGUGUAAAUCCAAGAUUUAAUUUUGUUUCAUGCUUCUUUGCUUUAAUCGUAUUUUAGGCUGUCUCCUUAGAGUGAAUUUGUUGUGAAUAUAAUUCAACAUUUUGCCUGUGAUUUAUUUAUAUAUAUUGUAAAUUUGUAUAAUUUGGGAGUGUGUGGUUCUCAGUAUUUUUUUAAAUUAUUUUGGAAAAUACUUAUGUCAUAACUUGGGAUUUGUGGACUAUUCUGUUUUUUAAAUUUGAGUUGUAGACAUCAUGGCUGCAUGUGUGUUUAAACUUGGAAGAAUUUUAAAACUGUUUCUCUUUUAAGUUUACACAUGAA
Choloepus didactylus (southern two-toed sloth) is the source of this 2172-nucleotide messenger RNA. It is a transcript of the gene B3GALT6, whose product is annotated as beta-1,3-galactosyltransferase 6. Gene Ontology annotation, cellular component: membrane. Gene Ontology annotation, molecular function: UDP-galactosyltransferase activity. NCBI's taxonomy places the organism in Eukaryota, Metazoa, Chordata, Mammalia, Pilosa, Megalonychidae. Gene Ontology annotation, biological process: glycosaminoglycan biosynthetic process. The record is from RefSeq and is a predicted model, not a curated record.